Messenger RNA from Castor canadensis (American beaver), 942 nucleotides. The record is from RefSeq and is a predicted model, not a curated record. Lineage: Eukaryota; Metazoa; Chordata; Mammalia; Rodentia; Castoridae.
CUGUACACUGCUCACCUGGCUGCUCACACAGAGGAAGGAUUCCAGGGAAAGCCAUGGAGACCUCAGGACCCUCCUCCCCAUCUCAAGACACCAGUCGCGUCCACAGAGGAUCAGAAGAUGUAGACUAUGGAGAAGCGGAUUUCCACAAGCCAGAUGGGAAGGCAGGACUCCUUUCCCCAGAGCAAUAUGAGAGAGACAAGUCCUCCUCUUCGUCUUCCUCCUCCUCUUCCUCUUCGUCAUCUUCCUCCUCCUCCUCUUCAGAGAGCAGUGAUGAGGACGGGCAUCCCAGAGUUCCCGGGAAACGUCGCAGGGACUCCCCACCUGGUGCUGGCCGUGGGGAGCUAGACGUGGUGAAGGAUGAGCUGCAGCUCUCUGGAGAUGCUGCAGGAGAAAUGGUGCUCUCUGGAGAAUCAGGACUUGGAAAGAGAGGCUCGGUCUCAGCAAGUGGAGAAGCCGAGGCCUCUCAGUUAAGAAGACUGAACAUAAAGAAGGAUGAUGAGUUCUUCCACUUCGUCCUCCUCUGCUUUGCCAUCGGGGCCUUGCUGGUGUGUUAUCACUACUAUGCAGGUAAGGACCCUGGGGAGGGGUUGCACGGGGAGGUGUGGGGACAGGGCAUCCCGGCCUGCAGACUGACCAUUCUCUCUCUCACUGCCCUCCCAGACUGGUUCAUGUCCCUUGGGGUUGGCCUGCUCACCUUCGCCUCCCUGGAGACCGUGGGCAUCUAUUUUGGGCUUGUGUACCGGAUCCACAGUGUGCUGCAGGGCUUCAUCCCUCUCUUUCAGAAGCUCAGGAUGCUGGGGUCCAGGAAGACAGACUGAGGUCACUGCCAGGUGGGCAGCCGAGCCAGGCCCCAGUCUGACCACCACCACACCCCUGAGCCCAGAGGACACAGCAGCAUGCUGGCGGCACCGGGGAGGCCAAGCCAGUGCAAUAAACGGAGCU